CUCUACAAAGCUUUUAUCAGAGAAAAAAAAAACAACUUGAAGAAGUCACCAAUUUGAUCAAUUCAUUUAUAAAAAAACACAGAAGAAAAGAGAAAUGGCUAUUAUGGAUCAAGCUGCUAAUAUGGCUACUCUGCCGUUGGAUUAUAGUGGAAAGAGGAAAUCAAGGAGUAGAAGGGACAGAACAAAGAAUGUGGAAGAGAGACUAGCUAAAUGGAAAGAGUAUAAUGAGAAACUAGAUAGUGUUGAUGAUGAAGGGAAGCCAGUGCGUAAAGUUCCUGCUAAAGGUUCAAAGAAGGGGUGUAUGAGAGGUAAAGGGGGACCCGAAAAUUCGCGGUGUAAAUACAGAGGUGUUAGACAGAGGAUAUGGGGUAAAUGGGUUGCUGAGAUUAGGGAACCUAAAAGAGGUAGUAGGCUAUGGUUGGGUACAUUUGGUACAGCAAUUGAAGCUGCUCUAGCAUAUGAUGAAGCAGCAAGAGCUAUGUAUGGUCCUUGUGCAAGGCUGAAUUUGCCAAAUUACCCUUCUAGGGAUGAUUCUGAUUCUGCUUCCUGGGCUACUACAUCUGCAUCUGAUUGUACGGUUGCUUCCGGUGGUUUCGGCGGCGAGGUAUGUCCGGGUGAGGGUGCAACAACUGCAGCUGGCACACCAUUGAGUUCAGUGAAAGACGAAGGAAAGGACGAGACCGCGGGGUUGCCUGGUGAGAUGGAAAUUGUUGAACCUACAAGUAUUGAUCAAGAUACGCUCAAGUCUGGAUGGGAUUGUCUAGAUAACUUAAAUUUGGAUGAGAUGUUUGAUGUAGAUGAGCUAUUGGCUAUGUUAGAUUCUACUCCAGUUUCCACCAAUGACUUCGGUUCAGAUGGAAAGCAAUAUGCCUACGACAACAAUUUGUUAUCAAAUUCGCCAUGUCAGCCGCUGGGAGAUCCACAGGAAAUGGGGCAGGAGGCACCUAUGACAUUUGACUAUGCCUUUGAUUUUCUGAAACCAGGCCGGCAAGAAGAUCUUAAUUUCAAUUCGGAUGACCUUACAUUCAUGGACUUGGAUUCUGAACUUGUGGUUUGAAAGUUUACGCAGCAAGAUACAUGGUACCGUCGUUGACUGAGAUAUAGGAUGUGAGGAAGAGAAAACUAGAGAUGUUGAGUUUGGACAAUGUUUUGGUAUCGUUUAUUUUUUUUUUAUAUUAUGUUGGGCAGCAUUGGUUGCCCUUUUUCCCAGGCCAGCUGAUUCUCGGUAAGUUUUUGCAUCCAAGAAUUAUGCAUUUGGUGUUCUGGAGGACUAAUCUUGUACAGAUCUAACCUGCCUAGUGAGUCAACAAUUAGUUCGUUUUGGUGUUGUGAUUGAUACCACAAAUAAAUAAAGAUGUUUCUGGGAGCUAUUUGUUUGUUGUAAAGUUUGGUUGACACUUGAGGUACUGGUUUUUGUGCUUUGAUUGGAACAAUGUAGAAUGCAUUGCCAGCAUUUAUACUUCAUUCAUAACUUGACCAAUAACUUCUGUAGUGUGUAUUUGUGAAGUAUUCACAAGGGAUUUGCCAAUGAAUAUUGUGUUGUUUUGUGAAGUGUUUCGAGUGGAUCAGAGAAGUAUUUGCAGUAAGGAGAAGAGCAAAUAUAUGGGGAUGAAAACAGUGGUGCGAUACAGCGUUUUAUGUUAGCCCUCAUCCAUAACUUGGUAGAUUUUACUGCUUGUGUAGUUCUGUUUUGCACUUCGGCUUUUGUAUCUCUAUAAUAAGUUUCAGUCAGGAUGUAAUAUACGUUUUGAGACGUUCUAGUCCAUGUUCUUUUUUACAUUGUAAUUCAAUAAAUUGUUUGGAUUGUAAUCUUAG
This is a messenger RNA of Solanum tuberosum (potato), 1815 nucleotides long. Its product is annotated as dehydration-responsive element-binding protein 2A-like. NCBI's taxonomy places the organism in Eukaryota, Viridiplantae, Streptophyta, Magnoliopsida, Solanales, Solanaceae. Bases 95 to 1057 code for a protein of 320 amino acids. The transcript is spliced from 2 exons. Gene Ontology annotation, biological process: positive regulation of DNA-templated transcription; response to stress. Gene Ontology annotation, cellular component: nucleus. The record is from RefSeq and is a predicted model, not a curated record. Gene Ontology annotation, molecular function: DNA-binding transcription factor activity; transcription cis-regulatory region binding.